Molecule: messenger RNA, 1185 nt
Organism: Prosopis cineraria
Lineage: Eukaryota; Viridiplantae; Streptophyta; Magnoliopsida; Fabales; Fabaceae
Product: arogenate dehydratase/prephenate dehydratase 6, chloroplastic-like
Exons: 1
Coding region: 1-1185 (394 amino acids)
Biological process (GO): L-phenylalanine biosynthetic process
Cellular component (GO): cytoplasm; chloroplast
Molecular function (GO): prephenate dehydratase activity; arogenate dehydratase activity
Source: RefSeq, a predicted model, not a curated record
AUGCAGUCUCUCUUUGUACCCUUUUUCCAUAAUUAUUCUCAUAGCUUUCUAACCCUAACAUGCCCCUCUGCUGAUAAUAAUCACCUACCUUUCUCCCAUCAAUUUGAUGUCAAAUGUUGCUAUGACUUCAAAUUGCCCAAGUUCUGUGAUAGAAUUCGCUCAUGUCACGUAGUCGAUGGGAAGAGCUCCUCCAGUACCAUUUUAACUAGCAAGCAUCAUCAUAUUCUUAAGCCUCUUACAAUGACAAAUCUCAAUAUGGAUACAAUCCAUAAUGACUCACCACAGCUACGUGUUGCUUAUCAAGGUGUUCCUGGAGCCUACUCUAAAGCUGCAGCCAACAAGGCUUAUCCUGAUUGCAAGGCCAUUCCAUAUGACCAAUUUGAGGUGGCUUUCAAGGAAGUGGAGCAAUGGAAAGUCGAUCGAGCAAUUAUCCCUUUGGAAAACUCUCUCGGAGGUUCAAUCCAUCACAAUUAUGACCUUCUUUUCUACCAUAAUCUACACAUCAUUGGUGAGGUCUAUCUUCCAGUCCAUCAUUGCCUUCUUGCUCUACCCGGAGUUCGAAAAGAGAACCUAACUCAAGUUAUUUCACAUCCACAAGCCCUUGCUCAAUGUGAGCAUACAUUGAAGAACAAACUUGGCCUCAACGUGAUAUAUGAGGCUAUGGAUAACACAGCUAAUGCUGCAAAGUUUGUUGCCGCCAAUAACCUCCGCAACACAGCAGCAAUAGCUAGCUCACGAGCUGCGAAGCUAUAUGGAUUACAAGUGAUGGUACAUGGGAUUCAGGACAACCCAAAGAAUGUGACCCGAUUUGUAAUUCUUGCUCGAGAACUGAAAAUUCCUCAUAUAGACAAGCCAUUCAAGACAAGCAUUGUGAUUGCACUUGACAAGGGAAUGUCACUAUUAUUCAAGGUAUUAUCAGUAUUUGCAUUAAUGAAUAUAAACUUGACAAAGAUUGAGUUAAGGCCUUAUCGAAAUAUUCCAAUCAAGCUUAGAGCUGAAAGCAAUAAUGUGAGCAAUACGAGUCAUCACUUCAAGUACUUGUUGUACAUUGAUUUUGAAGCUUCCAUAGCAGAGGUGAGAGCCCAAAAUGCCUUAACAAAGGUGCAGGAGUUGACAUCGUUCUUGAGGGUAUUUGGUAGUUAUCCCAUGGAUAUGACUCCAUUGAAUCCAGCUUGUCAUGCAUGA